Molecule: messenger RNA, 2364 nt
Organism: Aphanomyces astaci
Lineage: Eukaryota; Oomycota; Saprolegniomycetes; Saprolegniales; Verrucalvaceae
Exons: 1
Coding region: 578-1090 (170 amino acids)
Source: RefSeq, a predicted model, not a curated record
UGGUGCUGGCAGUAAAACUAAUCCAUACUACUAUUAUUUGAAGUAUUACCGAUGUACGAGCUUGUGAAGACUAAAGGUAUGUCCUAUUCAUCCUAGUGCGUUUGCAUAUGUAUAUAAUUUAAAGCAGCACCAUAUCAAGGCUGUACUCGUCAGAGCUGUCGCCUUCAGCUUGCCUGCGGCGGCGUCGUACUGUUUUCUUCUCGUAGACAGGCCAAAUCCAAACCACGAUGAUCCACAUUGUCAUUGCCCCAGCGGCAAACCCGAUCAGCGCCAACCCGGGCUCCGUCCAAGUCGGUUUCGGGGUCACGUGCAGGUGGGCAAAUGCAACGCCAAACGGUUCUGACGAGGGGGGAAGAUUCAAACAUGCCAGUGCGACGUCGUCCACGGCAGUAUCCACUCGAAACACUCCUGUCGAAGUGUUGGCUUGGCACUGGGUAUUGACCACCACCACAACCCCCCCUUCACCGCCGCUGCCGCCGUCGCCCCCCCCGCUUGUCCAUAACGACGACGAUGACGAUGAUUGGAGGGAAAGUUUGCACCACAUGGGGGCGAAGGGGUUGAGAAAACAAGUGGCAACAUGCCAUUCGCGCACGCGACGACACCACAUGACUUCGGUUUCAUCCAUGUCGGUUUCGACGGGGGGAGCAACGGUACGGCUGGACCCUCGCUUUUGUUGGGUGCAAUAGGGCACCCAUUGCUGCAUCAACGUAUGCAGCAGGGAUGGGUCGUCUGUUGUAGAGGUCGAGUCGCGGUCGUCCCAGGGAGCGGCAACGAGACGAGGAGGACGAGCUCCUAUGCGGCUAUCGGACUUGUCCAGGGCGGCAAACGUCUUUUCGUAAACCAACGCCCCAACAUCCCCUCGGUCAGGCAAGGGAUGCCCCUUGGCUCGUUCGUCGGCUACGAUCGUGCCGUAGCUUUUACAACAACCCAACGUCAUGUACCACUGCGUUCUCUUAGCAUGGCAGGUCGCUUCAUCGUUGGACCACGACGCGAACUUGCAAAACGGGCGACCCGGUACCGAUUCCAGAUGCAACGCUGCUGGUGGUGCUGUUAUGUUGUUGUGUACAUCGUGUGGAUUUGUCACGACUAGGCGGUGGUACCCCGAAUAGCUAAAGCACUUGUCCCCUGCGUUUUUGAGAUGUCGCCAGGUCUGCCCCAAUUGGCACAACGACGAUGCGUUUCGAUGUCCCUCCAAAAUCGGGCACGACGGAUACAUUGAGGACGGACCUGAUGGCAGCAUCGACACGGCGUCCCGCGAGCGCAACAAAGUGCAUCCAGUCGUCGUCUUCCCAUCCCUGUAGCAUUCCACUCGCUUUGACUCUGCGUUCCACCGUAGGGCCACACCUCCCCCCCCUUUGUCGGGGGCAAACGACCACAUUGACAAGUCGUGAACCGAAUGAUCAAACGCUGCUUGGGUGUCGACAAAGUACUUUGCACACGUGGCUUGAAGCGAGUGCGGGCCUUCGUGUGUCGUGUGCCGAAACGCCGAGUGGAACCGAAUGUUGUCGUCGUCGUCGUCAUUGGUCGUGUCUAGAACUGGCAAGUGGAACGCCAGCGACUCGACAUCGGUGCCGUGGAUUGGGUCCACGGUCAUGGAAGGGGCGGGGUACGAGCACGCGGUGACGGUCGUUCUGUGCCACUUUGCAUCGACGGUGGAGACGAGCAGCGGCGACCCCUCGUCGUCCCUCCCGAAGCGGGGGAGGUUACUACUGGUUGUGGUUGUCUGAAGCGAUGGGGGGGCUAUGUACAAGGAGGAGGAGGAGGUUGAUUUGUCUCGGAUAGUCUUGGAACGGUGUGCGGACAAAUAGCCAGUCAAUUGACCAAACAUUGUGGAACGGAGGGAGGAAGUUGCCACUUGAGUUGUUUUGGUGGCGCAACCCGGAUGUGUUGCUGCGUCGGUCACCAUUGUGGUCAUAAAGACUUCGACGAUGCAGUUGGCGUGCGUCAUGAUACUCGUGACAGCCCCCAUCGCUUGGUGCCAACUCCACGUCAUAUCUGCAGUGUUGGCGAGAGUAUAGUGGUACAGUAGCAUCGCAUCGGCCGAGGCUUGCGAUUGACACGUAGGUCCUUUCGAUUUGGGGCAUUCGGCAAUGAUAAAGUGUGCGACGCAGGCUUGGAUCGAUGCAGGCCGAGUGCUGUAUGACCUCGACGGAGACGAUAAAAUGCAGCGGCUGAGGGCAAACUUGGCAUCGCAGGAGGUUGCAAAUGACGUCAAUGUCGUGGUGGCGCUAACAGUAGCAGCAGCUAUCGCAACCACAGCAACAAGUGCUGGAACCAUGCCCGAACGGACAAUUGGAUGACUAGAUAGAAUAUGCAAUGUGGUUUGGUUGUACACCGUGAUGGUGUUGAUUGCUUGGCCGAAAG